Cavia porcellus (domestic guinea pig) is the source of this 1081-nucleotide messenger RNA. RefSeq names its product galectin-9B-like. The transcript has 7 exons. NCBI's taxonomy places the organism in Eukaryota, Metazoa, Chordata, Mammalia, Rodentia, Caviidae. Gene Ontology annotation, molecular function: galactoside binding; carbohydrate binding. The coding region runs from base 77 to 607 and encodes 176 amino acids. Gene Ontology annotation, biological process: negative regulation of CD4-positive, alpha-beta T cell proliferation; positive regulation of gene expression; negative regulation of type II interferon production. Gene Ontology annotation, cellular component: nucleus; cytosol. The record is from RefSeq and is a predicted model, not a curated record.
CUUAAAUAGACCAGCUCUGUGCGGUGGCAGCUCAGUUGGUGUGAAAGGCAGCAGGUGACAAAGAGGCCCCAGAAAGAUGGGAUCUUAUCAAAGCCAACCUGAACAGGAACCUGCACCAGAACCACAAAGUCAUGAUUCUGAAGCACAACACAAAGCUCAUGAUCCUGAAGCAGAAGCUAAAUCUUAUCCGAUCCCUUACUUCACCUCCAUCUCAGGUGGGCUGCAGCCAUCCCAGGUCAUCAGUGUGUCAGGCACUGUGCUGCCCAAUGCUACGAGGUUCUAUAUCAACCUGUGCACUGAUAGCAACAUUGCCUUUCACCUGAACCCUCGAUUCGAUGAAAACACCGUGGUCCGGAACAGUCAAAUCCAGGGCCACUGGGGGACAGAAGAGCGAAGGCUGCCUAUCACCAUGCCCUUCACUCCAGGAAAGAGCUUCAAAGUGGAGAUCAUAUGCGAAGCCCACUGCUACAGGGUGGCCGUGAAUGGCCAACACCUGCUGGAAUACAUUUACCGCCUGAAGGACCUGUCAGCUGUCAAAGGCCUGGAAAUAAAUGGUGACAUCAAGCUUAUGGAUGUGCAGGUUCAUGCGGUCUCGAGGGCCCAGUAAAGGGCUGGGAACGUGGCUGUCUAUGUCUCCUUCCUGUCCACUUCCUUUCUCAGCCCCAGCUUCUGAGCCCUACCAUCUGAGCAGAUGGUGGCCCAAGGUUUGACACACAGCUGAGCUUGCAGGCGCAUUCCUCUGGCAGUGAGGGAGGACCUGAGCCUUCCAUACAUCCAGCCCAGGCCCAUCCUGCACAAGGCUCUCACACACCUUCCCUGCUCUCUGUGCGAUCCCAUGCUGGUCCCAAGUCACAGCUGCAGCACUGGAGGGAAAAGGUGACAUCCACAGCCCUCCAUUCUUGUGACCUUUAAUUUCCCUCCUUGGCUUUGCACCCUGCCUCAAUACUGCUCCCUCUGGGGAGGCUCCCUUGGUGAAGUCCUGCUGGCUUCCACCAACUGAGCACCAACUUCCUCAGUGCUGUGCACUUCCCUUCCCUGGCCUCUUUAAAAUAAAGAAAAGGAAAUGCUAUUGUUACUGGCA